Molecule: messenger RNA, 414 nt
Organism: Pisolithus orientalis
Lineage: Eukaryota; Fungi; Basidiomycota; Agaricomycetes; Boletales; Pisolithaceae
Exons: 2
Coding region: 1-414 (137 amino acids)
Source: RefSeq, a predicted model, not a curated record
AUGUCCCCCAAUGCAUUCAAAAUUCCCAACAGUGCUUCGACACCCGUUGAUGUGCCUGAGACUGCUGAGGCAGUGACAGAUGUGUUCAGUGAUUUGUACAGCUUUGUGAAUUUUUCUCCCAACAGUUCACCCCCCAAAUGGGCCACUCCUGCUGCCAUCACUACACCCUCCACAAUAGACCCCACUUUACUCUCCCUCAAUGCUUAUCCCCCUCCUGAUAUCCCAGCCAAUGAUGUUCCCAUCACUGAGAUGAUUAGGCAUGAUGCAGAUGUCAACUUCCAUUCAAUUCUGACUUUCCACAACACCCUACAAGCCAUCAUCUACACACUGGACUGUUUCCUUGCUGAACAAGUUGUGUCCAAGAAGCUCUUGAAAAACAGAAGAGGGAGGACUAGAGAAGGGAAGAGGAGCUGA